AUAUAGAGUGAAAGACAAAAUUUGGUUUCUAUUUUUAAGAUGGGAUUAUCUUUCUUUUUCUAACUAGGCAGUUCUCUGCAAUCUAUCUGCAAUAAUCCAACUAAUAGAAUAUGCACAGUGAUAAUCAGAUAUUAUGUCUACCUGUUCUUUAUUUCAUUAUAGUGAUGCAUGAAAUAUUUUGUCAGGUAACUCUGCCUGGUCUGCUCAUAUACAGCAGUGUUUUACCAGUUUUUAUUCUUUUUUGUUUUUAGGGAGUUAAGAUUUUAUUUCCCUGGAAAAGGGGAGGGAGAGAGAUGUUUGGAUAAGCUAUCCAUAAUUCCCAUGUGAGACUAGAAAUACUAAAGAAAUAUCGGGGUGUCAUAGGAGGGAAUAUUCAACAAUAUUAAAACAUAGAAGCAGGUGGGCUGAUCAAAGUCCCACUACUCCUUUUUAUCUAUGCAAUGCAUGUUAAAAGGGCUGGAGCUUUGAUAACACAGUUGUGUCUGUCAUUUUGAACUUUUGAGUCCCUUUGAAGACAUCCCUGAGCAAUGUUUGCCAAUGAGUUCUUCAGUCCAUCCAUUCCCCCCAAUAGGAGUUUAAGCUCAGUUCAUCAAAAGAAAGAUGAUUUGGAUUUUUCUGCCGAAAACAGAGAAAUGCAGAAUUGAAUAAAUCUUGUGCCAGUCCUGAGAUACUUAGGGUAACUGUGCAACCAUAUGUCUUGCAUUUGGAACGCUUCAAAGAUGCAGCAUUGAUCCAGAAGCAGCUACUGAUCUGCAGAUCUUGCUGAAACUCCUGAAUUCUGCAUAAUGAUGUCAUUGGGACACUUAAGCAAGGGAGUCAGCCUAGAUGAACUUAUUGAUAUCUGUAUUGAUUCUUUUGAUGCAGAUGGAAACUUGUGUAAAAAUUACCAGCUCCUGUCAGUAAUUUUAACCAUGCAUCGACUUAUCAUCUCCUCCUCUGAGAUACUGCGAAAACUAAUAGAUCUAUAUAUGGGUGGCUUGAAAAAUAAUCCUUUGCUCUGCUGUAAGAUAUGUUACCUUGUGAGUUUCUAGAUUAUCAAAACUACAUCAUAAAUGGAUGUGUGAAGGACAAUCCGACAAUGGAACGCUCAAUCACGCUUUGUAACGGAAUUUCACAGUGGGUACAACUAAUGGUAUUAAAUAGACCAACACCACAGCUUCGAGCUGAAGUAUUCAUCAAGUUCAUUCAUGUGGCCCAGAAACUUUACCAGUUGCAAAAUUUCAACACAUUAAUGGCUGUGAUAGGAGGCCUUUGCCACAGUUCCAUCUCUAGACUUAAAGAAACAAGUUCUCAUGUUCCUCAUGACAUCUAUAAGAUAUUCAAUGAAAUGACUGAAUUGCUCUCAUCUGGCAGGAACUAUGAUAAUUACAGACGUACUUAUAAUGAAUGCAGUAACUUUAAAAUCCCUAUUCUUGGUGUACACCUGAAAGAUUUAAUUUCUCUUUAUGAAGCUAUGCCAGAUUACUUGGAAGAUAAAAGAGUUAAUAUGCACAAAUUCUAUUCUUUGUACAAUCAUGUCAAUGAAUUGAUACAGCUGCAAGAGAUAGGUCCCCCUCUGGAAGCUAACAAAGAUCUUGUCCAUCUCCUUACAUUGUCACUUGACCUUUACUAUACAGAAGAUGAAAUUUAUGAACUUUCAUAUGCACGAGAGCCAAGAAGUAACCGGGCUGCACCAUUGACACCUUGUAAACCACCAGUUGUAGCAGAUUGGGCAUCUGGAAUUGCCCCCAAACCUGAUCCAAAGAUAAUUAGUAAGCAUGUCCAGAGAAUGGUAGAUUCUGUUUUUAAAAAUUAUGAUCAUGAUCAGAAUGGAUAUAUUUCUCAAGAAGAAUUUGAGAAGAUUGCUGCAAGCUUUCCUUUCUCCUUUUGCGUAAUGGAUAAGGACAGGGAAGGUCUGAUUAGCAGGGAUGAAAUUACAGCCUAUUUCAUGAGGGCCAGUUCAAUCUAUUCAAAAUUAGGCCUUGGUUUUGCCCACAAUUUCCAGGAGACCACUUACCUAAAGCCGACAUUCUGUGACAACUGUGCUGGAUUUCUUUGGGGUGUUAUUAAACAAGGAUAUAGGUGCAAAGAUUGUGGAAUGAACUGUCAUAAGCAAUGCAAGGAUCUAGUUGUAUUUGAAUGCAAGAGAAGACCCAAAACGACAGCUGUGGAUAACAGUCCAGCAUCAGCUCUUGCAUCUAGCCUCUGUCCCAUGGGACUUAAAGAGCAUAUGCAUGGGCUGGAGGAAGGAGGAUUUCCAUUUCCUAAUGGCGAGAUGGUUGAACAUAAUGAAGGCAGCAAAGAUAGAACUAUUAUGCUCAUGGGAGCAUCAGCCCAGAAAAUCUCAGUAAGGCUAAAGCCAUCUGUGGUACACAAAGGUACACAAACUGAUACAAUGAUGGCGCUCGGUGAUGAAGUGUCUAAUCUACAAAGAGAGUCUGGAACAUCAUCUGAAAGUAGUUUUCUCCAGCCGUCUCCUCUGUGUCCAUGUCCAAGUCCACUUCUUGCUCGGAAAAAGGCAUAUGUGAAAUGGGAGAAUAAGGAUUGCAGUCAAAAAAUGAAGGAAGAUUCACAAACACUAAAACCCACAUAUCAAGAACUAGAAAAGGAAAGAAAUGUUCUGACUGCAGAGAAUGAAGCUCUCAAGCUGCGUCUUAAACAAGCUCAUAAGAAGAUUGAAUUCCUCAGCAUUCAACGAAAUCACAUACUGGACACUAGGGAACAUGGAGAUUGCUUGUAGCUUAGAAAAAAGACAUAUUGAGGAAAAGGAUAAAGCCAAUUUGUUUUUUGAGUGUAUUUAAGUGUAUGCAGUUAAAUGUUUGCAGCAUGGCAGGAAUUUAAAGUAAGAUUGUCUUAUUUUGACUGCUAUUAGUACUUGUAGAUGUAUAUAUUUUGUGCUAUCAGUUUAAAUAGUUUGCCUUCUGUUUGGCUGAAGCUACAUCAUUUGGAGUUCCUGUUAUUUGUAGAGCAAGGAAAACACCUGUUGCCAAAGUAACCAAACUGCAUUAUCAAAUAGGAAUGUGUACCUUGGGCUAAUUGUUGCUAAUUUUGGCAAUGCAAACUUGAAAAUAGGCAUGAUUUUUUAAAUAUAAAACUUAACUUCACAAAUAUUGCUCCUUGAAUGGGCACAUGAGUCAAAGAACCAUUUCCAUAUUCUUUUUGAAUUGGUUGGUCUCUUUUUUCCAAGAAUGCCCAUUUCAGGUAGGCAGUUCCAAAAGCUUCCUCUUGGCAGAGGUGCACAGAAUAUGGGCAAAAAUAUAAAGAUGCUAGCCACAAAGAUACAAUCAAAGUUCCAUCUGUUUUUUAUGUACAUUGCAUACACCCACACCCUGUGGCAGGGUAGUUCGAUAACUUAAAAGACGCCGGAGAAAGUAUGUAAACUGGAGUUUACUUCAUGUUUUCAGCAAAAAAAAAACAAAAACAAACCCUAUAGUAUGGAAAACCAUUGCUUUCCUUAAAAGCUUCAGCAUUUGUUUAGUGAUGAUGGUGGCUUCUUUAUGAUCGCAAUGGUUGCUAUACAGCUGCCACAAAAAACUCAUAAGAUUAGAUCAGUCAUGUGGAUGAGUCAUUUUACGACCAUCAUUAGUUAUGACCAUGAUGGACAGGCUCCAUUACAGUCAUAAGUCAAGUAGGCAUACAUGCCGUGUAUUGAUUCAGUUAAGAUGCAAAAUGAGAAGAAAUAAUAUGUAAAUUCAAUGUGCACCAAUGUGGUAGAAACUAAGGUGGUUUGCAAGAGUAGAAAAGAAUGCAGAAUUACAGCAAAUGAGGAUUGUGCAAACUAGAUUUAAUUGGAUUUCUUUUCUCCUUUUUGCACACCACUUCUAACUCAUUUUCUGUACUUUGCAUAACAUUUAGUUUGCACUGAAAAGGAAUAGAAAAAAGAAAUAGCAUGUUGGGUAUGUGCAGUAUGUAUUUAUCCUUAUAAAUACAAUGUUCAUUUGAUUCAUAGUGAAAGGUGCUAUACUUCUUUUGUGACUAUGGCGAAAGAAAAUAUUCUCUCGCUUGCAACAAUCCAGUGUGCAGGAUUCCCCAUCCCCUCUGUACUUUUGCCAUCCCAACCACUUACAAAUAUCUGCGUACUUUCCUCAACCUGCAGAGCACCUCGUGUAUAUCUCUCUGACCAUAAUUUGAGAACCACUUGAUAAGCACAAGCGAUGCUAAAAGCCACUUUCAGGUCUCAUGUCUACAUUUCUUUAAUAGUAAUUUUAUUUAAAAAUUGCAAUUAAAAUUGCAACAAUAAAAACAAUACAAUUAAAGAAAAAAUAGA
Messenger RNA from Thamnophis sirtalis, 4246 nucleotides. The record is from RefSeq and is a predicted model, not a curated record. Lineage: Eukaryota; Metazoa; Chordata; Lepidosauria; Squamata; Natricidae.